GGGCAACGAACGGCCAAGGCACCUUCCCCGCAAAAUAUCAGUCUGCAUAUUUUGCCGCAAUCCUUGCUGGAGUCGUCGCGUGCAUCGGUGGCUGCGAUAGAUCUACAGCAGUCGAUACGGCUAAUAGCUACAUCUCUUAUUGAAGGGGCUAGUAGGAAAUGAGCUUGUUUUGAUGAUUCGACAUAUCGAUCCUCCUACUUAUGCAUUCAUCCUCGAUCGCGUUUGUUAGGUAUCUACCGAAGUAUGGUACCGUACCAUUCAUCUCCAUGGGCCAAUUCAGAACCCACCCAACUGCCAUGGAUAUAGAAUCUCCGCCAACCGGUAGUAGCCAUGCAUAUGAUCCCCUUAUGCGUGCUCUAUCAUCCGUGUAUAGCUUCACCCGGGCUGGACCCAGACAGUGCGACAAUACUGAGUAUCCCUACUUCAUACCAAGGGCACUACAUAUUUCCUCAGUCUUUCAGCAUCCUCUAGGUCCGAAGCUAGCUAAUCUUCCCGGCCUAUUUGACAUUGGUCAUUUCCCAUCCAAGCUUGCUAUUGACGCCAUCGGGUUAUCCUUUCACAUUCGAGACUUGCUUGCGCUAUCACAAGACCCGACUCCCAUCGGGAUGCCGCAUCUGGCUAGGUUCAAUAGUCGACUGGGGGUUGUCUUUGAGACCAGGGUCAUAAAGGUAUAUUGACGAGCAAGUACAGUACAAGCUUUUCUCCAAGCUGUGCUGGCGGAGCUUGUAAACUCCCUCCAAGCCCGUCUGUUAGUUGCAUUAGGGGCUAGCAGAAGCAAUAA
Aspergillus heteromorphus CBS 117.55 is the source of this 781-nucleotide messenger RNA. RefSeq lists its product as uncharacterized. The transcript has a single exon. The coding region runs from base 201 to 677 and encodes 158 amino acids. NCBI's taxonomy places the organism in Eukaryota, Fungi, Ascomycota, Eurotiomycetes, Eurotiales, Aspergillaceae. The record is from RefSeq and is a predicted model, not a curated record.